This is a messenger RNA of Nezara viridula (southern green stink bug), 11358 nucleotides long. NCBI's taxonomy places the organism in Eukaryota, Metazoa, Arthropoda, Insecta, Hemiptera, Pentatomidae. The record is from the annotation of a GenBank genome assembly.
UUUAAAUUUACCUCCAAGUCACCGUGGCCAUGCAUUUGUUAAAAUAGAUAAUUUUUGUUUCAUAUGAAUGUAACUAUUUAUGUUAUAAAUUUCAUUCAUUUUUAUUUUCUAAAAUAAAUAUUUAGAUGUAGUUAAAUAGAGCCCAUAAAAUUAAAUACUGAAUAGUAGUAUGUAAUCAUAUAAUCAAGUGAGCACACUGCCGCCAUUCCCCUAUAAUUGAGUGAAAGUUGGUUAGGUCUUCAAGUUAAUUCACGAUGAGGUGAUAAUGUAUACAUUUUUUCAUUAAACUUCGUUACUUACAAUGGCUAAGGCAAAUAACGGUGGCAGGACGAAAAAAUCUCAUAACUACAAGCCCUAUGAUACUUCGAAUUCCUUUGUGAAGCGAAUUACUGCAAAAGUUUCCGAAAUCAUACCGCAAUCAUCUUCAUGGGUCAGCAGAUUAUUUUCCCCUGCUCCAAAGAUAAAUGUGCGUGAGCGCGAAGAAUUAGAAGAAGAAGAUGAAGAGGAAGAAGAAAGACAGCCACCUUCUAAAAGACUAUGUUUCCGGUCAUCUGAAUCAAAUGAUUAUUCUCACCAUAACAAUGUUAACAGAUUAAGUGAUUUAGAUCGAGAAAGUGGGGAUAUCAGCCCUAUUCUUAGUAGCAGACUAGACACUGAAAGAGACAGAGCUGUGCCAGGGCCAAGUGGUCUACAUUUGCGCAAUUUUGUAUCUUCCACACCUGCUGUACGACAAACAACCUAUGAGUCUUCACCCAAAGCAUCUCCUACUUUUGUGAAAAGGACUCCAUUGGUUGACCAGAAGAAAAAUGCCAAUAAAAGAUCUAGUUUGAAUCUCUCUAGCUCAAGUACGAUCAACUCUACCCAACCAAGUUUUGAUACUUUUGUCUUUAGAAAUCCUUUAAACAAGAGUGGUCUGAGACCUAGAACAUCUUUAAAUGAAAGCUGUUUUUACCCUGGAGAAACUACAUAUGGAGGUGCUUCUGCUCGUCUGUUGACUGUGGAUCAACCAAAAGCAAGGGUUGUAAAUGUUACUGCAUCCCCUACCCUACAGAGGGACACUAUUGGAACCUCAGCACUAAGAAUACUUAAAGCACUGGAACAGUUUUCUACACCAGUGUUAGAUGCUAAAAAGAUACCGGUUAGAACUGAAGGAGCUAAUUUACGUAAAAGAAAACCACCACAACCCUACGAAGAACUAAUUUUUCCAAGCAUGCCUGAGCUACUGAGUUUAAAGCGACGUGAAGUUGUGAACAAACCUACAAUUUCAGAGACUGAACCUCAGCCUUCACCGUCAACCUCUGCAGCAGUCUCCUCAGGAUCUGGGUUUUCAGUUCCAUCGGUUUCUAAACAGAUGGCACCCGCUCCAUCAACCAAUGCAGAUUAUUCAUUAAGGCCAGAAAGCACAAAAGAAGCGCACAUAGGAAGUAUUAAAGGACGCCAAAAAGAUGAAGAACUUCAAACAGAAAGAGUACCAGAAUUAAAUCUUCCUAAUGUGCAGCUAAAAAUAACAUCUCUGCCCAAAUUUGACUUGAAAACUUCAACACAAGCUAAACUUGGAUCUCCAAAAAAUAAUUCAGUGACAGUUUCAAAAAGCUUACCAAAAUUUGAGUUUUCAGAACCCGAAACUUUAGAAAAGAUUUCUUCUGAGAAGAUUAUUCCAAAUUUCCAUGUCAAUGCUUUCAAAUUUAGUGAACCUCUUACCUCAAUUGAGACAAAUAAGAAAACCCUCAAAUCUCCUUUAUCUCAAAAUUCAUUUCCUUUGAAAGACAAUCUUAAUGAAGUAAACACUCUAAAAAUGAAAGUAUCUUCUCCAAACUUUAAACUUAAAAGGAAAUCCACUGAAUCUAAUCCUAAAAAGGAAACCAAAAACUUUGAAUUGAAAAAGUCUUCUGAGAUGAAAACUGGUAGCAUUAUUGAAAUAUUCAACAAAAAUAAUGCAAGCUUAGAAAAAGUUGAAACUCUAAAACAUUCUGAAAAGAGUUUACAGUGUAGUAAAUGUAAGAUAAAUUAUGAUAAAAUUAAAGGUAAGUGCUCUUGUGAAAAUUCUAUUGGAUCUAUCAAACAUACUAAAGACAAUGCAUCUGAAUCCAAAUUAGACAGUAAAAAGAGCACAGUUGUUGAUGAAAAUUCAGAAAAGAAAAACAAAUCUAAUAGCUUAGAAAAAGGAAACAAACUUGCCAAGGCUCCUCUGAAAGGAUUUGAAGGUUAUAAAAAACCUGCCGAUACAUGGGAAUGCAAAGAAUGUUUUGUAAUGAAUAAAAAUUCAUCGGAUGCUUGUGUGUCUUGUUCUACUCCUAAAAGUGGAAAACCUCAGAACUCUGUUAAUACUCUUACUGUAACUCCUGCUGCAUUAACAUUUUCUUCUAGUGGAAAUAAAACUGAUCCACUGAUUAAAACUGCUGCUAAUUUUGUUCCCAUGGCCAAUUCUAUUAAAAAGCCUCCAGGACAGUGGGAAUGUAAUGCAUGCUGGGUACAAAACAAAUCUGAUGUUACUAGUUGUGUUGCUUGUAAUGCUUCAAAACCUGGGUCUGCAUCUGUUGAAAAACCUAAGCCUACAUUUUCUUUCGGCAUUCCUCCUGGAUCUAAUGAAUCUAGUGGCUUUAAAUUUGAAGCUAAUCCAAACGCACAGAAAAAUGAUAAUGCCACUGAGAAACCACCUCAGUUUUCUUUUGGAAGCUCUAAUGAAGAAGUUAAAAAUGCUGGCUUUAAGUUUGGUACAGACCAGAAAAGUGAUUCCGUGCCAAAAACCAAUGCCUCAUUUCCACCACUUAUUAAUUCAUUCAAAAAAUCCAAUAAGUGGGAAUGUAACUCCUGUCUAGUUCAGAAUGAAAACGAUGUCAAUAGUUGUGUGUCGUGUACUGCACCUAAGCCUGGAGCGAAUCCGGUAGAAAAGCCUAAACCAACAUUCUCUUUUGGAGUUACUAGUACAAAUUCGUCGUCUACUCCAAAUUUACAGAUAGGCUUGAAUUUAAAUACUCAAAAGAUAGAAACUACUGCUGUUCAACCUCAGUUUACAUUUGGAAGUCAGCCAGAUGAGAAGAAAAGUACUACUUCUGUUUUCAAAUUUGGAUCCAAUGAACCUAAGCCUAACAAUGAAAGUAAGCCAACAUUCACUUUCAUGAAUUCAGACAAGCCUAAGGAGAGUGAACCACCAAAACCUGUUGUCUCCAAUUUGUUUUCCUUCGGAAGUAAUGCCAAAGGAAAUAAAACAGAUGAUACUUCUGUCGAUGAUGAAAAGCCUCUUAAGAAAAAAGUCAGUUUUGGGAAACCCCUGGUUUCUGAAAAGCGUAUCAGCAAUGAUACCAAUUCUUCAAUAUUUGGUAGUGUAAUAUCAAAAAGUAAUGAUGGUUCAACAAAUUUCACUUUUCCAACCAAAUCUCCAUUUGAAAAUAAUUCUACUGCAUCCAAGGAACCUGGCAAAGAACCAGCUCCAAAUACUUUUAUAUUUGGCAGUACUGAACCCAAUGCUGUUUUGAAACCAUCUUUAUCUGAACCAUCUAAACCUAUUAGUUUUAGUGCACCUCCUAGUGAUACUAUUAACCUUGCCAACAAUGAACAUUCCAACACACAUAAUAUUUUUGGAGGAUCAUUUACUGGCUUCAAACCUCCGGAAACUGAAAACAAACCAUUUUCUUUCAUUGGAAAUUCACAAAGUAACCAAGGAGGGCAGUUCACAUUCAAUGCUGUAGCAUCUGCUCCUACAGAACCAUUUGGAGGCCAACAGCCUAGUUCAGGAUUGCCGAUGUUUAAUCAACAGCAACCACAGCAGGCUCCCCCAGCACCAGCACCUUCACUGUUCAGUCAGCAGUCAGAACCUAAACCGUUUGUAUUUGGUGCACCACCUCAGCAGCAGCCACCUUCCUUCUUCACAUUCACUGCUGCUCCUCAACAGAGUACUGGUAUUGGUGCAACAACUACGCCUGCAUUUGGUGGAUUUGCUGCACCUUCGAAUUCUGCUCCUGUUUUUGAUCCAAAUGCUAAGCCUUCAUUUAAUUUUACUGGUGGUGCUACACCUUCCUUUUCGGCAGCAGCUGUUCCAAACAGCACAGGAGAAGCAGUUCCUGAAGUGAGGAGGGUUAGAAAAGCAAUUAGAAGAACGACACAGCAUAGAUAAAGUAUACGCCCUGCUCUGCUUAAUGACUAAUCUUACUAACACAGACUGACUUAUGGGCACAGUUUUGUUUUGUAAAUUAUUAUUGAAAUUUUUCCGAAAUACAAUUUUCGGUUUAAAUAUUUUAUCUUUGCAUAAAAUGCAUUUCAUUGUAGAAUAUGUAAUUAAUUUUUGUAUUUUUUUUUUUUAAUUUUCAUUUUAGAGUCCAUUUAAGGUUUAAUUUAAAGUAAUUAAAGUGAAAAAAUUUUCUUUUAUACCAACUUGGCUUGGACUCCAAUUUGUGUGGUUGAUUUACAGAUCCUUGCCUUUUACUGUAAAUUUGUAACUAUGUUCCUUUUAUUUGUCAGAUAGUUGGUUUAUUUUAUUUUUAGUUUUUGGACUUGAAAGUGGAAAGGAAAUAAAUGUAAACAGUGUAAAUUUUAUUGUUAUAAAAGUUAUUUGAUACAGCAUUGUUCUAAAAUCAAUUGAUUUUAUAAUAUUGUCUGAUUCAAACAAUUUAUGUUUAAUUCAUAUGCGUAAUAAUAUUGGGCAAAUGUGUAAAUAUGAUAUAUAUGUGUAAAAUUUGUUAAGCUUGCCCUAAAAUAAUUUUACUGUUAAAUGUAAUUAAAGAUUUGUCAUCUCCAUCCAUUGUGAACAUUCUCCUGUGUAUAUAUUUAUGCUAAUAUAUACAUAUACAUUGUAUAUAUAUGUAAAAUCAAGUUAGAUAUUUUAAUUUGGAUUGUAUAAAUUCAUUGAUUGAAGUGAAGUGUAAAUUCAAGACUUAUUGUUCAUGGUUAUGGCCUUGUUUAAAAAGUGCCAUUUAAGGAGAAUUUUCACAGUAAUUGAGUAUCGGCUUUACUUAAAAUAUGGUAUUGUUAAAUUGUAUUUAUUUUGGGAGACUUUGUAAGUAGUAUAGGUUAAAAACUAGUGAAAUGCACACAAAACUGAUAUAAAUUGCCUGGCCCAUGGAAUUCAUGUGUGCACUUUUUAUAAUAUAGUUGAAGUCAAAUUGAAAAGAAUUUUUAAUAUUUUUGUAUAAAUGUAAUUGAUUUUAAAAUAUUUUGAGAUGCAUUGAUGAAUGCAGUUUUCGCCCCUGUGAUAUUCGGGUGGGCCAGGUUCUAACGCAGGCUCACUCCUAAGUUUUGUAAAUAGUUAAUGAAAGGCCUUUGAUGAAAUUGUAUAUUAUUCAGAUAUCAUGGGCCGAAAAGAUUUUGUUUAUUUUUUUUUUAUUAUUUUUUUUAUUCAAGAAUUGAAGGAGUUAGACUGCUUAGUGUGUGUAAAUAGUAGUGUGUAAUUAUAGUUAACAAAAUUUGUGGGUCAUUUGAAUGUUUAUGUAUGAAUGUUGUUAAAUAUUGGUUUCUGCUAACAUUAAGUCAUUGUUCCAUGUUUUGUUUUGUUCGAAAGUGAAGAAAUAUAUAUAUAUAUGUAUCAAUUCCUGGUUUUAUAAAUGUAUCUAGUCACAUAUUUUACAGCUGGCUGGUUUCGUUUAUUUUCCCAUUUUUACUUUUUUAAUGAUGAACCAGAUCAAUAAAAUGAAAAUUUCAAAAUUGAAAGUGUUUUUUUUUAUAUAUAAUUGUCAAAUAAGGUAUUCUUCCAGUUGAUUAUUUUAUACAUAAGUAAUAUUUGUUAUUAAGGAACUAUUGUUACUUAAAUGCUGAAACCACUACCAUGCCGUUGUGAAUAUUCAUUUGUUAUUGAUUUCACAAUAUAUAGUAAGACUGUUUAGAAAACUCGCAGGAACCACAAUUUUAUUAUUUUUUUUCAGAUCAUGUAUAAAGUUCCAGUUUUUUUAUUACUGUUUUGUCCGAUGAGGAUUUUAUUCACAAACCUGUUUUCGUUGAAUACUUUUUAUUAUGUAAGAUAUAUAUAUAUUUAUAUAUAAAUAAAUUGUGGUAUUUCAACUUGAGGUUGUAUCCAGUUAUUUAUAAAUGUAUAUUAAAUAUACCAAAACCUGAAAGUUGUGUUCUAAACUAAAAAAUUGUUAAUAAAAUCUUUUAAAAAACACCAUAUAUCAUUGGUAUUAAAAAAAAUCUAAAAUGGUACAGAAACCUAAAGUUGAUGUAUAACAUUGUACCUGUUAAAUAAAAUCUUUCUCUAUUUCAUUCCAAGCUUUUAUCAUUUACUAAGUAUUAGCUGAUAAAAUCAAACAGACAAUGGAAUGAGUUUUAACAGUGGAGAAGUUAAGAUUUUGUCAAAUAUAUAUAUAUAUAUAUUUUGGAGGACUUAAAAUUUGCCAUCACAGUUGUUGGGGAAGAGAUGUAUGGGUUCAUUAGAACUACUAGCAACUCAGAAUAAUGUUAGUUUCCAAAUUUCUAAUGUUGGCCAUUCGGAAGGAUACGAUGCCAAAGGGAAGCGAAUUAAGCAGUAAGUGACUGCACAGGAUCCAAAAAGAAAUAUGAAAAUGAAUGAAAAGCCUUGAUAAACCAUCCAUAAAAUAAUUGAACAAAUCUAGAAAUAAAAUGUUUAAUUUAUGUCUUAUAAGAAACCUUUUUUUUUUUUCAGAAGAGUCCCAAAAUGUUACCACGAAGGGUCCCCACUUGUCUUAAUCGGGAAAGUCUGGAGCCUUUUGUCAUUUAGAAUCCGCGGCAUGUAUCUCACGUUCCAACUACUUUACUUAUAAUCUUUAAUGAGAAGAAUUCAGCGAAUUUUCUUCUAAAUCUUAGAACUUAUGGCAUGACAGACUAUAAAGACACAUAUUGUUAUAGCAUACAAGGAGCCCGAUUGGGUACAUUGAAUAUGAAGGGUCAAAAACUAUAGAAUAACCAGCCUACCUAUUCUAGAGAAAAUGGAGGCAAAGAUAGAUAGAGCAAUGAAUGAAAAUGUGUCAGUAGGACGACUCUGGAAUCUCUGAAAUAUAACGAUCUGAAGAACCAGUAUAAUUUAAUAUUUUAUUUGUUUGAAAAGGUUGCAUUGUUAGAAACACCUUUAUCACUUUCAUUUCACUCAUUUUGUAAAUAAUAAGAUUCAUCAACAUAUUUUAUAUAAGAUCAGUGGUAUGAUAUUUCUUAAACAAAUUUCAGAACUUAAAUUAUAAUGAUGAAAGAAUUUUGUUUUAGCAAAUCAAAUUUAUGUUUUCUAAAACAAAGGUUAGACCAGCUACAACCUUGGGAACCAAUAUAGCAAUAUAGAAAAUUAAAUCAUACAAAAUUUAAAUUCAUAUUAAUACAUAAAAUGUGAAUAACAAAACAUUUUAUGAUACAUGGUUAACCAGUGUCUUAUGGCUUAACAAAGAGGAAGUGGAAUAGGAAGAUUAUAAUUGUGGAAAAGGGUGAGGCAAGUCUGAUUUGAAGUGGUAGAGAAUUCCAGAAUGUGGUAAAGCAGAUAACAAAGGAUUGUUGAAGGUAGAAAUAUAGAAAAUUCAAUUUUUAAAGAAGUACAAAGUCUUUAGGGUUUUGAAAGUUGUGAUUUUAGUCCAUAUGUAAAUUAUACGGUUACCUUUAUAAAACUGCUAGAUAUUAGAGAAUAUUAAAUUAAAUACAACAAAUGAACUAUAAAAUUAAACCAAACAAUUUAUUCAUUUUUCGACUAGCAAAAUGUUCAAUAAGUAAAGUCUAUAACCUUUAUCACAGAAUUCUUAAAUUAAUUUUCAACACUAAGAGAAGCUAUACAGUGCACAACUACUACUAGUAAAAUAAAAGGAGAUAGUAAAUAACACUUAAAUAUAAUGAUACACUAAAAUUAUCUAUAAAUAAAUAAGUCUAAUGUAGCUUGGAUAUUAUUUAUUAGGUUGUCUGAAAAAUAAUGCAGGAUUUUGAGUUUUCUUUAAUAUACCUCUCUAUAUCACAAACUGUUUACAUUUACGGUAUUAUUCAUUUGUAUGAAUGUCAACAUUUAUUAAUCCUCUUCCAAACGAUGAUGUUUAUUUACCUCUGUAGCAUUUUGCUGCUUAGAAAUAAUUCAGUCUUUAUUAAGAUAACUCAGCCAGAAACAUCAAUCAAGUCUGGGACGAGAGCAGCAUUAUUGAGUGCACUGUAUAACAGUGGUACAAAAAAGUUUGGGAGAGAGACUUCAAUCUUGAAGACUAAGAUGCCCGUGGAAGGAGUUCCUCUCUUGAUGACUAUGUUCUGUGGGCUUUGGUGCAAGGAAACCCCAGAACCACUGUUCGAGAACUUGCAGAGAAACUUGACCUUAGCAAAUUGAUCGUCGAUGACCACCUCAAGGCCAUUGGAAAAGUAAAAAAACUUGAAAUUCCACAAACACAUUAAACAACCGUAAAAAAAAAACCAGCAUUAUGAAGUUUGUGCUAGACUUCUUUGCCAAAGUGCUCCUUUUCUCUCCAGAAUUGUUACUUUUGAUGAAAAGUGAAUACUUUAUGAUAAUAGUAGAGGUUCUGGACUGUGGCUCGACAAAGGAGAAGCAGCAGAACAUUUUCCUAAGGUCCCAACUCAUCAAAAAAAGGUGAUGGUUGCUGUUUGGUGGGCUUCAUCUAGUUUGAUACACUACAGCUUCUUAAAUCCUGUAGAAACCAUCUAUGGUCAAUCGGAAGGGGCCCAUUUUGUUGCAUGACAAUGCCCGGCCACAUUUUGUGACAUCACAAAAACUGAGCUAGGAUUUGAAACUCUGCCACAUCUGCCCUACCCUUCGGAUAUCUCACCUACGGAUUAUCAUUUUUUUUAGAAACCUGGAUAACUACUUACGUGACAAAAACUUUAAUGGACAAAGGGAAUUAGAAAAUGGGUUUUUGUAGUUAUCAAUUUUGAAGAUGGAAAAUUCUAUUCCAAGAGAAUGGUAAAGUUGUCAACACGUUGGCAGAAAUGUAUUGAUAGUAGUGGAGACUAUUUUGAUUAAAUAAAGCAGUUAUAAAUCUCUUUUUAACCAAAAUUCUGCAUUAUUUAACAGACAACCCAAUACAAAAGUGAAUAGAAGUCUAAUACAAAAUAGUUUGUUUUACAUAAACUUAUUAACAUAAAUAUAUAUAUAUAAAAAAGUUAACUUUCGAAUAUAUAUUGGCAAUCCACAGCUCACCAACCAAAAUUGGCUAAUCACCUAUCAGUACAAACAAUGAAGAGAUUAAGAGCCUUUUUUCAUUAUUAAGGGGAAACAAUUAGUCAACACUGCCCCAAUGAAAGAAAUGUAAACUCAUAAUAACAUUAUAAUGAAUAGUUAGAGAGAGGAUUAGAAACUGUCUCUAUUAAAAGUAAUAUUACUAUUUUUCGAGCCUCCACUGAAAAAGACCUCCAUGUGAGUUAUUUUAUUUUUUAAAUCAGUUUGAAAUCGACAGCAGUGAUUUAUAUAAAGCUACCAUCAAAUGCAAGUACUGUUUUUUUUUUUUAUAUUUUUUAAUUCAUAGUUUUAGUUUGAGAGAUGAAAUAUAAGAGUUCAAGGGUGAGAUGAUGUAAGUGGAGGGCAUGGCAGUACGGAACAAUACUGCGUGCAAUGCUAAUAAACUGCAUACAAAGUAGUCGAUGAAAAUGGAAGAAUGAUUCAGGAAAGGAGGAAUCACAAGAAUUAAAUGUUGAAUGGAGGGAUAUAAGGCCAACAUUACACUAUCAAAGCUUACAAAGUCACAUAUCUAUAAAAAAAAACAAGUUGGACAAGAAAUAUGGCAGAAUAAUAGCUCAACUACUAUAAAAUUUGUUUAAUUAUAGAUAAAUUCUUUGCUUAAUAUUUUAUAAAAUAUUUACAGAGGUGGUUCGAAAGACCAAAGAUUGGCUGUGGCAGUAAUGAAGUUUUAAAUGUCUGUACAAAUGAUAAAAUUUCUUAUAACACGUUCAAAAUAAUGAUUACAACAGCAAACUUUAGGAUUUUUCUUUGAAUUUCACCUCAAAUUUUGUCAGUUAAGAGAAGAAAUGGAAAAAAAGCAGUUGUUACUAGAUAAUAAUAAACAUCAAACAUCUGCAAGCUAGUUGCUAAUUGUAUCUGCUUGAAAUAAGAAUAAAAUUUUGUGGUUUAAACCAUAAUUUCUUUUUCAUAUUUUUGUUCAGUAGUAAUGGCAUUAUGUAAUAUAGUUCAGUGAGUAAUAUUAUAAUAUUAUGAUAAUAUAUGCUCCAGGUUCUGGGUUCAAGUCCCAGCUAUGGCAGACAUUUUUUUAUUCUGUUAUACAAGCAAUGGAUCAACCACAGGACACCUCAGCCUCUACAAAGUGGCUACUCUUAAUUAAAUAAUUAAGUAAGGAAAAAAUUGGUUGAGUAUAACCCGGUCAGAUCACUUCCUUGCACAACUCUUGACCAAGAAACAGCACUUCCUUACAAAGUAUUGAUCCCAAAACAUCCUCUUGGGUUGGAGAAGAAAAGAAUUUUUUUUAUUGAUGGCUACCAAAGCUACAGCAACUUCUUUAUUUUUAGCUGCAAUUUAACAAAACUUAAAAUUUUUUGAGGUCACAAUAUUUCUUUCAUGUAUAACUUUUAUUUAAAGUUUUCUAAAAGGUCUUUAUCAGAGAACUUCAAUAAUGUAAUGUCGGCCUUAUGCAGGUUUAUUUCAGCAACACAUCAAAACAUCUCAACUAGUUUUACGGAAACCGUACUCAUUAGUGGGUUUCAGUCUUGGUGUGUUACAGAUUACCAGUUGUAUUCUACGGUUUUAUCUUCCUUUAAAAAAUAAUAAUAGUAAACUAAAAUAUACAUUACAAAAAUAAUUUAUUUUUACAAACUUUGUACACAAAAAUAGCACAAUAUACCUUUAAUCCUUUCUUUAUGAGCCAUUUAUGGUAAUACAGUAUCAACAUUCAAUAUAAGAACAAUUUUAUUUUUUAUCAUAAAAAAAAUAGGGUCGAUAAGUUUUUUUUUUAAAUACAAAAUAACUUAUAUUAGUUUAUAUAUCAAAAUGAAAAGGAAAACAAUACAAAAUAUCUAAAAAAGAAAUUCACUAUUCAUCACAAUAAUGAACUAUUUAUUUACUGGUAAUAAAUUUAUAAUAAGUUAAUAUUACUUGUCCUUUUUAUUUUUUCCUGACUUCAAGGGAAUAAUGUUUCAUUCUAAAAAUACAAAGUAAUUCUCAUUUACUGUCAGUCUUACAUAACAAUUGAUUGGCGCAACUUAAUUUAAAAGCUUUUUUACAGCUUAAUUUAAUAGAAAACUUAUCUCUGUUAGAUAAAGAGUAUAAGAAAUCUAUUUUUAAAAUGAUGAAUAAUAAAUAAAAUAUAUCUUCAUUAUUUGCUUCAAGGGAAAAGAAAAAUGAAUGCCAUAUAACAAUUUAAAAUGUAAUACCAUACUACAGACAUCUUCCUUAGAUGCUUGGUUCUGAACCUUCAAGAAACUGAGCAUAAACAUCUCUCCAGCAUUCUCCCUUCGAAUUGAACAUGAAUUUGUAGUAACUACCAUCAGCACAAA